Molecule: messenger RNA, 480 nt
Organism: Pocillopora verrucosa
Lineage: Eukaryota; Metazoa; Cnidaria; Anthozoa; Scleractinia; Pocilloporidae
Source: RefSeq, a predicted model, not a curated record
AUGUUUGACGGAUCGGCCGCUCAGUCUGAUUGCAGUGAUUGCUGUGAUAAAGGUAACUACAAAGAGAUUGAUGAACCACGGCGCAGCAUCAGAAGUAUAUGGAAAGUGGGACAAAAAGCUCUAUGUGAUUCAAGUCUACCUUGGGGAUGGUAUCGCUUUACAAGCUUCACAGGUGGUGAGAUGCCUACCUCUAUUGUCGACAAAAAUCACUGCGGCACGGCAGCCCCAGUUUGGAUAAAAGGAACUAAUCCCUCAGAGCAAGAUGGGACGGUGGACCGAAAAGCAUGCAUAAACUUUUUUAAUAUAAAUAAUGGUUGUUUUAAUUCGUUAAACAUAAAGGUCAGGAACUGUAGCUCAUACUACGUCUACUUCCUGGGGCCCACGUACUCCUGUGCAAUUGCCUACUGCGCUGGCACGAAGGAACCCUGUCCUUAUGGAAAAGUCGGGGAGCCAGAUGAAUGUUCUGGUAUGUUCAUAUGA